This is a messenger RNA of Saccostrea cuccullata (small rock oyster), 504 nucleotides long. RefSeq lists its product as uncharacterized. The transcript is spliced from 3 exons. The record is from RefSeq and is a predicted model, not a curated record. The coding region runs from base 97 to 501 and encodes 134 amino acids. Lineage: Eukaryota; Metazoa; Mollusca; Bivalvia; Ostreida; Ostreidae.
CAACAUUCAAUAAAUUCAGAAAUACCGAACUCAUCCAGUACAACAAUAAAUGCGGUAUCGUCAACGAAACCCACAACGUCUGCUCCUAGUCGAGAAAUGGUGAUUCUGAUGGUGGGAAUCGGAGUGGUGGAAGUGACGAUAAUUAUUGUGGGAAUUCUAGCAGUCAAGCGAUUUAGACAGAAUAAAAGCAACACGAAAAGACGCAGUAAAGAAAAUGACGGUCGACCUGUCUCCAGAAAGACAAUCUGUAGUAUUGAUAACGUAUAUGCCACAAUUCCAGAGGAAGAAUUCGAUGAGAACCCAUAUAAAGAUCUGUCUGAAGGGGUUUAUGAUACAACCUCAAAACGAAGAUCUCAUGUCAAUGGUGGCUGGAACGAAUAUUCCAGAGGAAGUUUUUAUACUCGUUUGUUUCGAAGUUCAAAAAUAAGCGGAAGCAGGCCAGUAGAGGAAUCACACCCAAUGUUUUCAACAUUCAGAGAUUCGAAAAAGGAAACAAAGUAAUUG